AUGAGGGUAGAUCUCAUGUUCAUAUAUAUUUUAGUUUUAACAAAAAUGUAGAGACAAAUUUCAUAGGUCCAAAAAGUACAUCUUUCUUUUUUCCUUAAUUUUUUUAAAAGGGGGAGUAUUACUAUUUUUGGGUUAAAGAUAAAAUCUUAUUAAAUUAUUUGCUCAAGUCUUUGAAUAUAAUCUUAAAGAUUUAGCUCUCUAUCAAAAACGAAAAGAAUAACAAUUGUUUACUAGAAGUAUAAAUCAAACAAUCAAAUUACAAUAAUAAGACAUAUUCCAGUCUCAUGACAUUUAGCUGAAAAAAUAAUUAUUGAUUUUUUAUAUAAAGGAUGAGUUAGAACUCAAUUUUUGA
This is a messenger RNA of Paramecium primaurelia, 352 nucleotides long. The record is from the annotation of a GenBank genome assembly. Lineage: Eukaryota; Ciliophora; Oligohymenophorea; Peniculida; Parameciidae.